UGCCUCCGGUCGCGCGCCGCCUCGCGCGGGUGGUGUCAGCCCUGGCAGCGCCCGCUCCGCAGUCGGUUCGGCUCUGAGCGCCCCCUCCGGCGCAGCGGGGUCGGGCGAGGAGCCGGGAGGGGGCGGGCGCGGAGUCUGGCAGGAUGGUAGCGCCCUGCGGCCCGCGGGCGGCGUCGGCGGCGCUGCAGGGUCAGGGCUGGGCCUAGGCUGCACGCGGAGGUCUGGUCUCAGGGGGCGGCUCACUGUUGCCCAAAGCGUCAGCCCGGAUGGGUGCGCCUUAAGCCGAGGGCAGGCAGCCUGGGCCGUGGGGCUCUGGGGAGGAUGGUGACCCCCUGGCGCUUGUCUGUCAGGCUCUGCUUGUCGCACCUAAGGGGUUUUGAACUCAGAAAGGAACUAGGCCUUCUGAGACCCUCGGGGUGCUCUCGAAAUGCCAGACUCUGUUGGCUUCUGCUGGGUGCUUUACCCAAACUCAUCUCAGCCUAUGGGGACUUCGAUGAGGGGGCCCCUGACAGCUUGUGCCGGCGAAGGGCCCUCUGGAGUGACCCUGCUAGAAGCGGGCCAGUGGAGAGGCUCUCCCAAGCAGGGCCGCUAGGCUGCGUCUUCCUGCACCUCCGCAUGUGGCUCCGGGCCGGCGCCCUCUUGUUGAAAUUCUUCCCCCUCCUUCUACUCUACCCACUCACCUACCUGGCUCCCAGCGUCUCCAGCCUCUGGCUCCGCCUGCUUCUGAAAGCCACUGAGACCUCAGGUCCGACGUACAUCAAACUGGGCCAGUGGGCCAGCACCCGGCGAGACCUCUUUUCGGAGGCUUUCUGUGCACAGUUCUCCAAGCUGCAUGUCCGAGUGACCCCGCACCCUUGGACUCACACUGAGCACUUCCUGCAGCAGGCAUUUGGGGAGGACUGGGGGAGAGUUCUCUCCUUUGAGAACCAGGAGCCUGUGGGUUCAGGCUGCGUGGCCCAGGUGUACAAAGCAUAUGCCCGCACUACCUUCCUGGAGAAGGACAGCAUCCAGAGACUUGGCGGGGCCUCCUGUCUGCAGCCUUCCUCAGAAGCCGCGGCAGUCAGGGGGCUGAGAGAGCUCUUUGGACCCUCCGGAAAUCUUGCUGACCAGUCAUUUCUAGAAAGGCUGCUCCUCCCUAAAGCUGACUUGGUUGGAUCAAAUGCUGGGGUGUCUCAGGUCCCUGGCCACUGCCCCAAGCCAGAUCACCUCAUCCCUGUGGCAGUGAAAGUGUUGCACCCUGGCCUGCUCUCUCAGGUGCAUAUGGACCUGCUGUUGAUGAAGAUUGGCAGCCGAGUCCUUGGACUUUUGCCAGGAAUCAAGUGGCUUAGCUUGCCCGAGAUUGUGGAGGAAUUUGAGAAGCUCAUGAUCCAACAGAUCGACCUGCGUUACGAAGCUCGGAAUCUAGAACACUUCCAGCGCAACUUCCAGAAUGUGAAGGCUGUCAAAUUCCCCACCCCUCUGCGUCCCUUUGUUACCAGGGAUGUCUUGGUGGAAACAUACGAAGAGAGUGUGCCUGUGUCCAGUUACCAGCAGGCAGGGAUUCCCGUGGACUUGAAAAAGAAGAUUGCGCGGCUGGGGAUCAACAUGCUUCUGAAGAUGAUAUUUGUGGAUAACUUUGUGCACGCCGACCUCCACCCCGGGAACAUCCUGGUCCAGGGUGCCGACAGUCUCUCCUUGAGCCGGGAGGCACGGCUGCAGCAGGUGGACGUCUGUGACACACUGGUGGUGGCCUUGGUGCCAGCCCUGCGGCCGCUGCGCCUGGUGCUGCUGGACGCCGGCAUCGUGGCGGAGCUGCAGGCUGCCGACCUGAGGAAUUUCCGCGCAGUUUUCGUGGCUGUGGUGAUGGGGCAGGGCCAAAGGGUGGCCGAGCUCAUCUUGCGUCAUGCUCGGGCCAACGAGUGCAGGGACGUGGAGGGGUUCAAAGCCGAGAUGGCCACACUGGUGACCCAGGCCAGGAAGAACACCAUCACCCUGGAGAAGCUUCAUGUUUCCAGCCUCCUGUCCAGCGUGUUUAAGUUACUGAUGGCUCACAAGGUAAAGCUUGAGAGCAACUUUGCCUCAAUUGUUUUCGCCAUCAUGGUGUUGGAGGGGCUUGGCCGCUCUCUGGACCCCAGUCUGGACAUCCUGGAGGCAGCAAAGCCCUUCCUUCUUAAAGGACCAGCAUCCUCCCCCUGAGAGUGGCAGCAGGCUCAAGAGCUGAGGGCCACUCCCAAGAGCCUCUCCUGUGGCAGCUGGAAUAUUUUAAAAUUGGACGUGUGGCAGGCACACCACUGCCGUCGCUCUGAUUUGGUUUCGGGGUCUGUUUAAAAGCUUUGGGUUAUUUGGUGAGUAAAGGGAGGGAACGGUCCUUCCUAUUCGGUUAUGGAAGCUGGGCCAGGUGCCAGGGACACUCUA
Propithecus coquereli (Coquerel's sifaka) is the source of this 2394-nucleotide messenger RNA. It is a transcript of the gene ADCK2, whose product is annotated as aarF domain containing kinase 2. Gene Ontology annotation, cellular component: mitochondrion. NCBI's taxonomy places the organism in Eukaryota, Metazoa, Chordata, Mammalia, Primates, Indriidae. The record is from RefSeq and is a predicted model, not a curated record. The coding region runs from base 322 to 2175 and encodes 617 amino acids. The transcript has 8 exons.